This is a messenger RNA of Mercenaria mercenaria, 3077 nucleotides long. Its product is annotated as transmembrane protein 180-like. The record is from RefSeq and is a predicted model, not a curated record. The transcript is spliced from 5 exons. Bases 286 to 1716 code for a protein of 476 amino acids. NCBI's taxonomy places the organism in Eukaryota, Metazoa, Mollusca, Bivalvia, Venerida, Veneridae.
UGUUAAAAGAAAGAAACAUAAUUGUAUAAUUAUCGUAGCUAUAAUUAUCAGACAUGCAGCAGCUGUUCCUUUCUAUUGAUCGGGAAUGAUAUGAUAUUGCUGUAUUUUUAAAGAGUAUAUAACAUUGCCUCGCUGGACAGGAUAGUUUAUGAAUCGUAUUGCAAUAUGUGGAACAAAGUGUGGAAAUAGCAGUUAAAACUAGGAUUCCAGCCAUGCUGUUGGGUAGGUGCAACAUAGACCAGCUGUUGACGGAAUGAAUUAGGUUGAUUUAAAGAUUGUAAAAACAUGACAUCAAGAACAUCUUUGCAGACGAGAAUACUGGCCGUGGCGGCCUUGUCUAUGGGAUGCAGUCUUAUCGGUUCAGCUUUUGGCUUUUACUAUGUCAAAGUGUUUCUGAACUACUAUCAUAUAGAGGAAAACUGGUUUCAACUUUCUCAAACACUGUUCCUUAUAUGGAACGCAAUCAACGACCCUUUAUUUGCUUAUUUUCAAGACAGUACCAAUUUUCGUUGCUCCAGAACUCGACGUGAAAGUGUUCUGUAUGCAGCUCCAUUUUUUGCGUUAUCAUUUCUAGUGCCAUGGUUUCCAUGGGGAAACCCAGAAACGUUGCAACCAUGGGUUACAGGAAUUCAUCUUAUUACAGCUUUAUGUUUCUGGGACACUAUGUUUACAUAUGUUGGAUUGGCUGCCUGUUGCUUGUUUACGGAAAUGACAAAAGACAACACAGAGCGGCUCAAGAUGAUUAAAUAUAAUCAGAUUGGUUGUCUCAUGGGAUCUUCAAGUGUAUUUCUUCUGCAAUAUAUGUCAAAUCAACUGGAAAACUUUCAGGCCUUUCAAGCAACAUGUGUUGCAGUUGCUGUUGUCAGUUGUUUGUUGAUGAUGUAUUGUGGGAAGCACGCACAUACCGAGAGAGAACUUCAGCACGAGAGCGACGUGCAAUGUGGAAAACCAAAAGUUAUGAAAUCACAGGAACAUUCCUAUUUCACUCUUACAAAGCAGCUUUUGUUCAACAGAGACUUCAUAUCGUUUGUGAUAACGAAUUUUUUCCAGGAAUUUCAUCGUACAUUUCUCUCAAACUUUUUCGCCAUAUUUGCGGACCAGCUGAUUGUGAAAGGAGCCAUUCCACCUUUAGUGAGAAGCUUAUUUUAUGGCGCAAGUUCUACUGGAGCUAAGUUGAUUGUGAUAUUUGGUACUGGUAUUGUGAGCAGAUUUGGCUACUACAAGGUGAUACGUUACAGCCAAAUCUUUAUGAUUGCAUAUGGAUUGAUAUACUAUAUGACUGGACCGAUCAAUCACUGGUGUCUGAUGUUCUUUAUGCUGUUGAACAGCUUUUUGGCAGACAGUAUAUUUUCAUUGUUCAAUCUUCCACUCUCUGAUAUUGCCGACAAUGACAUGGCUCGGUAUAACAGAAGACAUCCGGUGACGUCAAUGGUGUACGGUAUUAAUGCUCUAGUUGUAAAACCAGCUAUAUCAUUGUCUCCAAUGUUAGUUGUCAGUAUUCUAAACUCGUACGGAUAUGAUCGUCUCAAAGAUGGAAAACUUGAUGCCGUAGAAGAGACAGGAUUAAGCGGUGCAAUGUUCAGCGUCUUAUGUCUUUACCCGUUUGUUAUUGGGUGCAUUCAAUUUUGCUCAUGGUCAUUCUACACGAUACGGGGGACAAAGUCUGCUGAAAUUACAUGUCAUGUACUCAAAAGUACCAGUGAAUGUUCGACAUAAAGAACCAAGUUAUAUCCUGCCAUGAAAGGCAUCAAGACAUGAAAUUGUGCUAUUUGCCAUGUCAAAAAUGAACUGCGAAUCAUUGGUCAUUACAUUACGACUGAAUCAUAGGUCAUAACAUUGCAUUUGAAUCAUAGAAUUGCGAUAUAAUAAUCUAGAGGUCAUAUCUGUGGGAUUGAAUCAUACUGGUAUUUCAUAAUAGGGCAAUUGAAUCAUAGGUCAUAGUAUUGUUAUUGAAUCUUCCAUAGGCUGAACACGAGUACGUCUAUGUGUUUGAACCAUAAAUCAUAAGUGCCUUUGUGAUUGAAUCAUAGGUCAUGUCAUUGGGAUUGAAUAAUAAAUUAUGACAUUGUGAUUGAAUCAUAGGUUAUGACAUUGAGAUUAAAUCCUCUAAAGGCCGCGUGAUUGUGAUUAAAUGGUAUUGUGACAUUGCAACUGAGUUCAAGUUCUUGUCCUAGCAAUUCAAUCAUAGGUCAUCAUCUCUGUGACUGGUUCAUGUCUUUGUGAUUGAGUAAUAGGUCAAGUCCCUGUGACUGAGUUAUAGGUCGCGUUUUUGUGAUUGAAUCAUAGGACAUGCCUCAGUUAUUGAAUCAUAGGUCAUGUCUUUGUUAUUGAACCAUAGGUCAUGUAUUUGUGAUUGAAUCACGAAUCAUGUUGAUGUGAUUGAAUCAUAUGUCAUAGUAGAAUUAAGUUAUAGGUCACGUCUUUGCAAUGGAAUCAUAUGUUUUGCCAUUUCAGUUGAAUCAUGGAUACAUUAUUGACUUACUAGUAUUAGCUUAAAAGCAUUUUGGAUUUUUCAUUCUUAAAUGUACUGGAUCAGUCAGAGAUGUUAAGAUUUGCUUUAUAGCAUGUGUCAAGUGAUUCGGGUUAUUUUUAUUUUUGUUAAAGUGUCUUCUAAAUGUUGACGAUUGAAAAUGUUUAACAGUUCUUGGCAUUUUUUCUCGAGAAGUUCUCCACGUCUUGUAUAUACUGAUUUUCAACUAAUUACCUUCGUUUUACUUUGGUUGUAUGGAUGCUAUUUAAUAAAUAUUUAAAGAAGAGAAAAUGUUCAUGUGUUUCAAGUCAUUGGUUAAUAUUUAUUUAACUCCUAAUGUAGUACUAAAGUAAAUAUACAUGUUCUGUUUGUAUUGAAAUUUCAAGGCCUAAAAUACUUUGAGACCUAUCAUUCAUUUUGCACAAAUACUUACACGAUGCAUGUAAAAAGUACGGAAACGCACACUGACCUCCUUAUAUUGAAAAUAUAUAAGUAUGUCAUUUUUCAAUGCGUUUUCUAUUACCUGUUUCACACAAUCUUGCAUGAGAACGAUUUAUAAACACGGUGGCAUAUAAUGCAAAUUGGUAAUUAAAAUCAUAUAAAUAUU